Messenger RNA from Phaeoacremonium minimum UCRPA7, 1062 nucleotides. RefSeq lists its product as hypothetical. The transcript has 2 exons. Lineage: Eukaryota; Fungi; Ascomycota; Sordariomycetes; Togniniales; Togniniaceae. The coding region runs from base 1 to 1062 and encodes 353 amino acids. The record is from RefSeq and is a predicted model, not a curated record. Gene Ontology annotation, molecular function: ATP binding.
AUGUGGCCGCUUCUCCCAGAGAAGGCAUCCGACCUCGUGCCACUCCCACCAAUCGACGGCCCUAAGCUCAAGCCUUUCGACUUUGGAAACGAUGACAACAUCGAGUUCCUCAGUGUUCUUGGACGCGGAUUAUCUGGCAUAGUGUUCAAAGCCCGUAUCGGAGUCCGCAUCUAUGCCUUGAAGUUGUUCAUGUUCCAAGGCUUCCCAACCUACGACCGUGCCCUGGAAUAUUUUGAUCAUUCCCCUGACAUCGCGUACAAUUGGCUAUGGCAGGAGGAAUGUUUCAGUCGCGAGUGUCGCGCCUAUGGUAGACUCCAGGAGGCCGGCCGUGAGCACCUGGCAGUCAAGUGCCAUGGAUACUUCUUGCUAAAGAAGGAAUACGAGAUUAUCCUGGAGCAGAAGUUCGGACUAGGACCUGGUACCUGGGGAUGGUGCUUCGAUAAUGAUGGAGGUCCCUACGAGGAAGACUUAGCGAGCCGGCGCGACUGCGCCGAGGCUGACGGGAACUGGCGCCCAAUCCGAGUUAUCGUGAAGGAAUUCAUUGACGGCGACGAGGGGAUUGAGCCUGCUUAUGUGAAGAAAAUGGCUCAAAACUUGCUCGAUCUUCAUGCAUUGGGCGUUAUCCAAAAUGACAUCAAAGAAGACGCUUACAUUGACGGCGUCCUUGUCGAUUUCAGCGAGGCAUACACUACCCCUCAUCCUCGAUUGAACGCAGAGCUGUCGCAUAUCUAUAGUGAGCAAAACGCCUUCGAUCUGUGUGACGCGGAUACGGAUAAAUUUUGGGACAUGAUGCACAGGUGGAAUGAUAAGAACGGAGAAACUCGAGGCAUGCUAUGUAAUCGAGACUUGGGCAAGGGUUACUACGGACAUGGUAUGACGCUGAGAUGUCACAAAGAACCUGGCCGAAGGAAGUAUGGAAUACCUGCAGAUCCAAGGCGGUAUAACUGGAGAAGUGGUUCAAAGAAGCGGAUCCGAAGGCAUGCUUGGAUGUUCCGCGACAACAAGUUCCGCCUCAACUAUAAAUUACCCCCGAAAUCUCAUCCGCCCUUGCCAUGGGAGUGA